Molecule: messenger RNA, 894 nt
Organism: Cercocebus atys (sooty mangabey)
Lineage: Eukaryota; Metazoa; Chordata; Mammalia; Primates; Cercopithecidae
Gene: DDIT3
Product: DNA-damage-inducible transcript 3
Exons: 4
Coding region: 168-677 (169 amino acids)
Biological process (GO): positive regulation of intrinsic apoptotic signaling pathway; intrinsic apoptotic signaling pathway in response to endoplasmic reticulum stress; negative regulation of transcription by RNA polymerase II
Cellular component (GO): CHOP-ATF4 complex; cytoplasm; CHOP-C/EBP complex
Molecular function (GO): RNA polymerase II cis-regulatory region sequence-specific DNA binding; transcription factor binding; protein heterodimerization activity
Source: RefSeq, a predicted model, not a curated record
CGAGGUCAGAGGCUUAAGUCUAAGGCACUGAGCGUAUCAUGUUGAAGAUGAGCGGGUGGCAGCGACAGAGCCAAAAUCAGAGCUGGAACCUGAGGAGAGAGUGUUCAAGAAGGAAGUGUAUCUUCAUACAUCACCACACCUGAAAGCAGACUGAUCCAACUGCAGAGAUGGCAGCUGAGUCAUUGCCUUUCUCCUUCGGGACACUGUCCAGCUGGGAGCUGGAAGCCUGGUAUGAGGACCUGCAAGAGGUCCUGUCUUCAGACGAAAAUGGGGGUACCUAUGUCUCACCUCCUGGAAAUGAAGAGGAAGAAUCAAAAACCUUUACCACUCUUGACCCUGCUUCGCUGGCUUGGCUGACUGAGGAGGAGCCAGAACCAGCAGAGGUCACAAGCACCUCCCAGAGCCCUCGCUCUCCAGAUUCCAGUCAGAGCUCCCUGGCUCAGGAGGAAGAGGAGGAAGACCAAGGGAGAACCAGGAAACGGAAACAGAGUGGCCAUUCCCCAGCCCGGGCUGGAAAGCAGCGCAUGAAGGAGAAAGAACAGGAGAAUGAAAGGAAAGUGGCACAGCUAGCUGAAGAGAAUGAACGGCUCAAGCAGGAAAUCGAGCGCCUGACCAGGGAAGUAGAGGCGACUCGUCGAGCUCUGAUCGACCGAAUGGUGAAUCUGCACCAAGCAUGAACAAUUGGGAGCAUCAGUACUCCACUUGGGCCACACUACCCACCUUUCCCACAAGUGGCUACUGACCACCCUCUCACUAGUGCCAAUGAUGUGACCCUCAAUCCCACAUAUUCAGGGGGAAGGCUUGGAGUAGACAAAAGGAAAGGGUCUCAGCUUGUAUAUAGAGAUUGUACAUUUAUUUAUUACUGUCCAUAUCUAUUAAAGUGACUUUCUAUGA